AUGCCGUCAACGGAUAAAUUGAAGGCCUCUUUAGCAACAUCUGUCAUUAAGCGCGAGAAUGCAUUUUCUGCGGCAUCUACUCUUCUUAAAUUAAUAGAGGAUUUGACCACAGAAGUCGAUGUGGCCAACAUGUGUCUGGCUGAGUUGGUCAAAGUGAAAAAGACUUUCAGGGAGGCUGAUGAUCGUCUAACCGCAUCUACGUCUGUUAAGGCGCCAUCAUUGUCAUCGGCUGAGCUACCUAUUCCGCGGGUUGACCUGCCUUGCUUUCAGGGCAUCGCUCUAUUCGAUGCCUUAGUGCAUCAGAACAAUUCCCUGGCGCCCGUUCAGAAGUUUCACCUCUUGGCAUCUGCCAUCUCUGGUGAAGCAGCAUCUGUCAUUUCUGGCUUUCAAUUAAAUUCGGUGAAUUACCCUCUGGCCUAUCAAGCCCUUCACUCCCGGUAUCAAAACCCUCGUCGGUUGGCGAAUCUUUAUGUGAAUCAGAUCUUGGAUUCACGGCCCGCAUCUGUGUCUUCCUUACCACAGUUGAAGAAAUUCGUCACGACGCAUCAGAAUGCCAUUCAUGCCAUCAAGGCAUUACCCAUUUCAGAUCUGGCUGACUUCCUCUUGUUUUCUCUAGCUUUGCGCAACCUCGAUAUACCAUCUCGCCACUUGUUUGAGGGGCAGUUAUCCUCUGAUGACUUUCCCACUCUCGCUCAGUUGCUCGAAUUCACCAAUCGACAGUUGCGAGUGUUGGAGAGCACUUCCGUCACCUCAUCCAUUGCGCCGAAGGGAUCAUUAAGACUUCAAUCUCCAGCAGGCUCAGCGUCUGUUUCCCCAUCGUCUGUGCCUUCAUCCUCUGGUGUGUAUCCUCGCCGCCCUGCUUACGCUGGUGCGUGCCCUUCGUCGUCUUCCGCGUGUGUGUUUUGCUCGGCGAAUCAUUCUGUUCGCCAGUGUCGUGAGUUCAAGGCCAUGAACGUUAAUCAGCGACGAGCUUUCGUGACUGAAAGGCGACUAUGUAGAAAUUGCAUGUCGUCUUUCCAUGCCACCGCUAAGUGCAGUUCGAGUCAGAGCUGUCACACAUGCGGGGGACGAUACCACACAAUUCUCCAUCUGGCAUCUGCUGCCGCGGCAUCUGCUGCCACUGCAUCCCCUUCCGUUUCCUAUGCUGGAAGGAAAUCCCUUUCAACGGAAGAACGUCCUUCUUCGCCCUCUGUUUCAUCAGAGGAGCCAACCCGUGCUUUCACCUCUCGGGGCACCUAG
Molecule: messenger RNA, 1239 nt
Organism: Harmonia axyridis
Lineage: Eukaryota; Metazoa; Arthropoda; Insecta; Coleoptera; Coccinellidae
Exons: 2
Coding region: 1-1239 (412 amino acids)
Source: RefSeq, a predicted model, not a curated record